AUGGCUCAAUCUGAGCCUGCCCAACAUGAUUUACGGGGAGUUUCUUCCGCUAAUAGAUCCAAUGGUACUGAGAGCCCACAGGCCAGUUAUCCGGCAUCUCCGGCACUUGCAUUUCCAGAUUCAGACCCCCUAAAUAUCCUAGAUCAUCAGCGAAACGUGCAUCUUCCGUCGGACUUGCAUUUGCGCGAUUUGGAAUUGAUGCACCAUUAUUCCACAGUCAGCUACAAGACUAUUUCUCGUCACAGUGCAUUUAUGGACUCCUUCCAGUUUGAAGUGCCAAAGAUUGCAUUGUCUUACCCAUUCCUAAUGCAUGGGCUCCUCGCGUUAUCGGCUUCGCACUUGGUCCAUCUCAACAAAGAUAGUGAGCGAGUCAAGGAAUACGAGGAGCUAGCAUUUGGCCAUCAGACGUUGGCUCUCAGAUUGUUUCGAGGAGAGCUGGACAACAUUACGCCAUCCAACAGUGAAGCGAUGUUUGCCUUUUCCAGCAUUGUGACAGUGCUUGGGUUUGCUUCUCUACAAACUACUGGGGUCCAAUCAUUGCCUCCAAUUGACGAGAUGCUUCAAACUUACAAUCUAUGCCGCGGUGUCUCGGAAAUCCUACAGACCUCGAACCCAUGGCUCAAAACUUCCAAUAGUUGGGUACCAAACGUAUUGGCCAGCAUGCGGAUGCCAGAAAAGCCGCUACCUGCAGAUAUAGAAAAAAAUAUCUCGCUCCUCUUUAAGCUCAAUUCUGAUUUAACUGUGACUGGACAAACUAUGGAGGAGACAGCGGCUAGUGAGAACGCGAUAAGUGAGAUAUCAACAACAUUCCAACAAGUUCAUUCUGGGUUUGCUGUUGCAUGGGCCUUUAGAUGGCCCAUUUGUGUGGCACCAAUUUUCAUUUCAAACCUGAGAGAUCGACGGCCCAUGGCGCUGGUUUUGUUAGCACAUUACUGUAUACUCUUGCACAAGAUGGACGAUUUCUGGUGGAUGAAAGGGUGGCCCCGUCGACUGCUGCACUCGAUAUACACCACCCUGGCUCCAUCUUGGAGGGAUGCCAUUCGCUGGCCUGUGGAAGUUAUUGGUUUGAGCAGUCCAGGUGAAUAG
Molecule: messenger RNA, 1086 nt
Organism: Talaromyces rugulosus
Lineage: Eukaryota; Fungi; Ascomycota; Eurotiomycetes; Eurotiales; Trichocomaceae
Exons: 1
Coding region: 1-1086 (361 amino acids)
Biological process (GO): regulation of transcription by RNA polymerase II
Molecular function (GO): DNA-binding transcription activator activity, RNA polymerase II-specific
Source: RefSeq, a predicted model, not a curated record